CUCCUUGACGGCGAAGACCUAGAAAUAUGGCGGUGGAUAAAACUCGUGUUAACAGGUGGGUGAGCCUGUGUUUGCUGCUGGUACUUGGCAUCUUCGGCCUCGUGCUUCUCCUACAACUGGCAGCCAAGGUGUUCGGGCCGUCAAAAUCUUCGUGUACAAAACAAGUAUGCUUGUCCAAGUUCCUUCAGGGGCCUCCUGCCUUCAACGACGAAGCACUGGCCUCCCACCUCAAGAGUAACUACUUCACUCCUUCCGCUUCCGUGGACUACAACUUGUCUGGUGUUAUGGGUUAUAAGAAGUACCAUCAUGAUGUGGUCGAUUUCAUUAAGGAAUGGUUCAAAAACAAGCGCAACGGCGUAUUCGUGGACCUCGGCGCUGGUGAUGGGGAGUACCGUUCCUUCACCCUCCCCCUCGAGAAGGACCUCGGCUGGACCGGAUUCCUGGUGGAACCGAAUCCCGAACUGUACAAGAAACUGCUGAAGAAGGGAAGGAAGGCCGUUAGUACGAGAGCAUGUGUGUCACCUUUUGCGUAUCCGUCUAAGAUGGAAAUGUCGUACCCGAAAGGCAGUUCGCAGGAUGAGGAGGCGGCCAUUCAACAGCUGGGGAAGACGAAGCUGCAUCAGCUGUGGCAGGAGGACAUCGAGCUGGAAAAGUUCGAGGUGCAGUGCAUCCCCCUCGAGAAUCUCGUCUACGCGGCGGGCAUCACCUCCUCGAUUGACCUCCUGGUGCUCGACAUGUCUGGCACUGACCUUGACCUCCUACUCAACACGAAGCUCGAGAUGGUGCCGGAUAUGGAGAUGAUUGUUAUCAACUCCAACGGAGCGGACCUUGGCUCCGACGUCGGGGGCUAUUUCCUAGAACGGAAUAUGGUCGUCAAGAAAAUCCUGGGUACCAGCCAGGCCGAUGUCACGUACAUUCUGGCCAAAUUCGACGCGCGAAGAGAUCUCUAGAAAAGUGUUUGUAAGUGUGGGUCGUGGCUUCGUUUGGAGGCGUGGGCCAUAGCUUCGUUUGGAAGCGUGGUCGUGGCUUCGUUUGUAGGGCAUGGUCGUGGCUUCGUUGUAAGUGUGGCAUUUUUGUUAUUAUUAUUAUUAUUAUCAUUACUAUUAUGAUUAUCUUUACUAUUAUUAUUAUCAUUAUUAUAUUAUUAUCAUUACUAUUGUUAUCAUUAUCACUAUUAUUACCAUUGUUAUUAUUAUCAUUUUUAUUAAUACUAUUUUAAAGUUUCUUUUAACAGCUUUGUAUUCUUAGAGAUGAAACACAUGUACUUUGAUCAUGAAUGUGAAUAUUAUCGAUUGUGAAUCUGGAAUGUUUCUGAAAAUAUAUUGCCAGUGAAAUAUGUUUAUUGAUCCUUAACUGUCACCAAAUAUCAGCGUAUUUUUACCUUAUUUUUCUUUUCUUUUCUUUUUAUUUUUCCCCUCCCUUCUCCUCCCCUACCCCCUAUACCUCUUUACCUCUAUCUAUCUAUCUAUCUCCGUCUA
Penaeus indicus is the source of this 1478-nucleotide messenger RNA. RefSeq lists its product as uncharacterized. The record is from RefSeq and is a predicted model, not a curated record. The coding region runs from base 27 to 950 and encodes 307 amino acids. The transcript has 7 exons. NCBI's taxonomy places the organism in Eukaryota, Metazoa, Arthropoda, Malacostraca, Decapoda, Penaeidae.